Molecule: messenger RNA, 1875 nt
Organism: Nicrophorus vespilloides
Lineage: Eukaryota; Metazoa; Arthropoda; Insecta; Coleoptera; Silphidae
Gene: Teh2
Product: protein tipE
Exons: 2
Coding region: 122-799 (225 amino acids)
Biological process (GO): regulation of sodium ion transport
Molecular function (GO): sodium channel regulator activity
Source: RefSeq, a predicted model, not a curated record
AUAUAGAUAUAUUUAUAUUAUUAUCCGCCCAACUUACCUUUUGGUUUUCUUUUAUUUUUUUUUCUAUUCGGAUUGAUAUUGGCACUCGCGAUCGAUCGUUUUAAUGUAAUCCAGUGUUGCAAUGGACGAGAAACAGGUGCAACUGAUCUCAAUAGCGGAGACCGCAAAGUUUUACGCCUCGUUAUGUCUGGGCACUACGGCCAUUCUGUCCGUAUUUGCGUUCCUGUUCCUGAUCCCGUUCGUUGUGGACCCGGCUAUCUCCAGCUUGAUGGCCGACUACGAACCGGAGCCCGUCACCUGCGUCGCUUCUCAGCACGUGUAUGCGGAAGGACUACGGAACUGCUCGUGGUCAUCCUGUCGGGAAGGUUGCACACGGGAAGCCACUCGCUGCCACCAGAUCUUGGUCAACUACUCCCGUAUACCCUUCCGCGACUACCGACCUCCCGUGCAAUUAGAAUGGGAUGUCUCCGACACCCGGUUCCUCAUCAACGCCGAGGGAUGUGGCUAUCCACCAAGUGUUAACUGCUCAAAAUUCGCACGCCAAUACGGAUUUGACUCGUCCGGAACACCAUUUCCAUGCUACUACAGUAGGGUCUAUCCCGACAUAGUAGUGGCAAGAUACUCUUGGGACGACACCCUCCGACACUUAAUUCUUUCCAUCGCUAUACCAAACUUACUGUUCGCCGCAUCUAUAGGCGUGCUAAGUUAUUGGUAUUGUCCAGGAUGCGGAAGGGCCUGCCACAAAUACAUGCACCAUUUUCCUAAUGAGGACGACGACUACGAAGACGAUGCUUACUAGUAGCGCGCUGAAGUAAUAACGGAACCUUCAUAACUUCAUCUAAAAUCUUCAAACAUUGUCGCCAGAUACCUUCCAUGAGCACACUGAGCCGGCCCCGGUAGUAACGAUCAUCAGUACAUUAAGGAUAACUUUGUUGGUCUACAGUUUCCUGAAACAUUCUCCUUGUGAUAAAAGAAAAACAAAGUAAUUAAUCAAUUAGUGGUAAUUAAAAAUCUAGCCAUCGGUAGGGUCAAUUUUAACGAAGAAGCUUUUUUUAAAAACGUAAUUAAGUAAUCCUAGCUAUAGUGUUUUUUUUUUUAAGAAAAUCUCAGCACAUCUUGAGCAAAUCGAAGUACACCAAGACUUUUAGCUGUUGCCUUCAAAAGGAACAUGAUAUAAGUAUGCGAGCUUUAAAUAGACGAAGAAUUUACUCAAUUAAAUGAAUUAAGGACCUAAGAAAAAAUAAUACUUUUUGAAAUAGGAAUAUUGUGUCGACAUAAGAACAUUUAUUAAGAUUAUAACGGGUUAUUAGCAUCGGGGACGGCUCCACUUAGCAGGGACGAGAUCCUUUGUCGACGCAGGGUGUAUAAGGAACAAAAUAAUAACAGGGGCGCAAUACUUAAAACACUUCAUAACACCAUAUGCCCCGCGCCUAGAAAGCGGUUUCCGGUUUUCCUGAUAGUAGUUUGCAUUUUUUUUCUUCUCCGAAACGCGCAAAAUGCGGACUUUAGAUGAGGUACAUUAUGAAGUUUUCCGAUACGGACGUAGUAUUUACAGAAUCUUUAAUCACGCUUUUCUUUUUCAUAGAGUUUGCUAAUAUUAAAAUAUUGAUAAUAUUAAGGGUUAAGAGUACGAAGAGUCCUACGUAACUGCCUUACGCUACAAAAAUAAAAAAAUAUAUUGAUAAAAUCAAUUGCAGUCGUUUUGUAAGUAAAAAUUAAUUAAUUUUAUAACGUUCGAUAAGCUAUAAUAACGAUAAUAAUAAGAACGUUAAGCGAUUUAACACUGUAAACUUAAUAUGUUUAAUACGAAUAAAAGUUUAUAUAAUAUAUUAUAUAUACGUAUAAAAAAAUAUGCAAAUGUCCGAAAAUAACGUU